AUGUAUCCACUAGGCGUUAUGUUUGGUCUAGGAUUCGACACUUCGUCAGAAAUCGCAUUACUGGGCAUCAGUGCCAUCUCAGCCAGCCAAGGAACCUCGUUCUGGCUCAUUCUCUUGUUCCCUGUUUUGUUCACUGCAGGAAUGUGUUUGUUAGACACUACGGAUGGUGCUCUUAUGAUGGCUCUAUACACAUCAACACGUCUGGCAAAGGACACCAUCGCGGUGCUAUACUACCAGGCUGUUCUCACUGGUGUCACUGUGAUGGUGGCCGUAGUCAUCGGUGUUAUUCAGUUCCUUGGUAUGCUGCAAGGAGCGGCCAAUCUCGAAGGUGGAUUCUGGGACGGUGUUGAGGUUGCGAGUGACAACUACGACAUUAUUGGUAAGUUGUUCCUGUUUCAAGACUGCAUAUAA
This is a messenger RNA of Aureobasidium musti, 411 nucleotides long. NCBI's taxonomy places the organism in Eukaryota, Fungi, Ascomycota, Dothideomycetes, Dothideales, Saccotheciaceae. The record is from the annotation of a GenBank genome assembly.